Messenger RNA from Arabidopsis thaliana (thale cress), 1053 nucleotides. Its product is annotated as TRAF-like superfamily protein. The transcript is spliced from 6 exons. Lineage: Eukaryota; Viridiplantae; Streptophyta; Magnoliopsida; Brassicales; Brassicaceae. The record is from RefSeq and is marked reviewed. Bases 57 to 545 code for a protein of 162 amino acids.
GAAAUCUCUUAAGUCUCUCUCGUUGUCUCAGCGUUGCAACAUAUUGUGUAGAGAAAAUGGGUUCAAAGGCAUCAGAUUCUGCAAUGUUGAAAACUUGGAGAAGGAACCCUCCUUCUUCUUCUCUUGUCAGACUCUCUCAGCUUGCUAACGACAAAUACGAAUCCCCUCCUUUCUCGUCCGGUGGACACAACUGGAGAUUGGUUGUUUACCCGAAAGGAAACGAAGCUGACAAUGGAAGGGGCUUUGUUUCAAUGUAUGUGGAAUGCCUCUCAUCGACAACACCACCCAUUGAUGUGUUUGUCUAUCUCACUUUCUUUGUCUUUAGCGAAGAAGAGAAGAGGUACCUCUCUAUUCAAGAUGUUGAAGUUAAGAGGUUCAAUUCCUCAAAAACGGUUUGGGGAUUGUCACAAGUUCUUCCGGUUGAAACACUCAAAGACCGUGCAAAGGGAUUUAUCUUGUCAAGAUUGUUUCACAACCCGCCUCUUUUGGUGAAGUUCUCCCUUUUCACAAAUUCUCUUGGAGUAUUCGUGAUUUCGCUCUCCUAGAACAGAAUGAUUGCGUAUCCAAAACCUUUCACAUGGGAGAAAAAGAUUGGACUCUAAAGUUGUAUCCAAAGGGGGACUCUGAGGCAGAUGACAAGUUAUCCCAGCAUUUGCAUUUAGCUGACGGGGAAACUUUAUCCAAGGGUGAGCUGAUUUUCGUGCGAGUGAACCUGCAGGCCGCGUGGAUCCAAUCACCUUAAAGGAUGGCUUAAAGGUUGGAUCAUGAACUCGAACAAAGAGAUGGGUCUUCCUCAAUCCAUGUCUUUCGAUAAAAUUGAGGGGGCUUACUUGGACCGUGAAGGGACUUUGGAGGUAGAGAUCGAAUGUGAAAUUGAAAACUCCCAUAAAAACCAUCCCUUCUUUUAGGAUAUCUACCAUGCCAUGUCUACUACUCUAAAGUCUAGGACUACUCUGUUUUAUGCGUAAAAUUGAAUGUGAAGUUAACGCUCUAUCUAUGUAUUUAUCUACCAUGCAUGUCUGACUAUUGUAUGUCUGUAUGACUUUUCAUGCG